GCUUAAUCUAACGGCUGCAAACCACGUCAUUCACUAUGACUUGUGGUAUAAUCCAGCAGUAGAAAACCAAGCCACUGACAGAGCAUUCAGGUAUAGAUAUACUGUAUAUUGAUUGUGUUUUCUUUACGCUUUGCUGCUUUUCCUAAAACUCUGUUCCUGUAUAGAACACUUAACACUAUACCAUUACCAAGCCAAAUAGUAUACCCAGUUAUUUAGAGUAACUUUCUUAUAUUUCAUGAGAUUUAACUUUUUACAGUAAAUGUGUUAUUGUGUUACGCUAAUCAUGUAUCUUCGGCAAAAUUAGAUUGAAUGAUCAUCUCAACCUUAUGUUGUUCCACUCCUGAAAACAUGCGUUGCCUAUAGAAUUCAAAUUAUGUUAGCAAAAAUGGCAGAGCAAAUUUAAAACUAUCAUUCGGAGUUAGAAUGAGCUGUGGCUUUAUAUUAACUUAGCUAUAGUAUGAAAGUUAAAAAACAUCACUUAGACGAAUGACCAGUUAUUUUCAGUAUCAGAGAGUUCCUCUCAAAUUCAAAUGUUUUUUAUUCCAGAAUUGGUCAGACAAAGAAUGUAUUUGUUCAUCGCCUGAUUACUCAAAAUACUUUCGAAGAGAAAAUUGACGAAAUGUUGAAACAGAAACAAUCCUUAUCAGAUAUGAGUGUCAGUGUUCAGGAAAGUUGGAUUACAGAACUAUCGAAUGAAGAUCUUAAGAAACUCUUCAUGAGAACACCUUAA
Molecule: messenger RNA, 730 nt
Organism: Paramuricea clavata
Lineage: Eukaryota; Metazoa; Cnidaria; Anthozoa; Malacalcyonacea; Plexauridae
Source: the annotation of a GenBank genome assembly